GGGCGGGCCGCGCGAGGUCGGGAAAUUCCCCCCGAGUAGAGCGGCGAGCGGGCGGAGAGGCAGGGCCGCGCCCGUUCGUGUGAGGUGCGGGCCCGGAGGCAGUCCGCGGCGGCAGGGCCCGAGCGGCGGCCGGAGCUGUCGGCAUGGCGGGUAUUUCAGAGCCCUACAUUGAAAUAUUUGAACAACCCAGGCAAAGGGGCAUGCGGUUCAGAUACAAAUGUGAAGGAAGAUCAGCAGGUAGCAUUCCAGGAGAACACAGUACUGACAACAACAAGACAUUCCCAUCUAUACAGAUUCUAAACUAUUUUGGAAAAGUCAAAAUAAGAACUACAUUGGUAACAAAGAAUGAACCCUACAAGCCACACCCUCACGAUCUAGUUGGAAAAGACUGCAGAGAUGGCUACUAUGAAGCAGAGUUUGGGCCCGAACGGCGAGUCUUGUCUUUUCAGAAUUUGGGAAUUCAGUGUGUGAAGAAGAAAGACCUGAAAGAAUCAAUUUCUUUGCGAAUCUCAAAGAAAAUCAAUCCCUUUAAUGUGCCUGAGGAGCAGCUGCACAACAUUGAUGAGUACGAUCUCAACGUUGUCCGCCUCUGUUUCCAAGCUUUCCUCCCUGAUGAACAUGGCAACUACACAUUAGCUCUUCCUCCUUUGAUUUCCAACCCUAUCUAUGACAACAGAGCUCCCAACACAGCAGAACUGAGAAUUUGUCGUGUGAAUAAGAACUGUGGAAGUGUAAAGGGAGGAGAUGAAAUUUUUCUUCUGUGUGACAAAGUUCAAAAAGAUGACAUAGAAGUCAGAUUUGUCUUGGACAACUGGGAGGCAAAAGGCUCCUUCUCCCAAGCUGAUGUUCAUCGCCAGGUCGCAAUUGUGUUCAGAACACCGCCGUUCCUCAGAGACAUCACAGAACCCAUCACGGUGAAGAUGCAGUUGCGAAGACCUUCAGACCAGGAAGUCAGUGAACCAAUGGAUUUCAGAUAUUUACCAGAUGAAAAGGAUCCGUAUGGUAACAAAGCAAAAAGGCAGAGAUCAACGCUGGCUUGGCAAAAGCUCAUACAGGACUGUGGAUCAGCUGUGACAGAGAGGCCAAAAGCGGCUCCUAUCCCCACUGUCAACCCUGAAGGAAAGCUGAUUAAGAAAGAGCCAAAUAUGUUCUCACCUACGCUGAUGCUGCCUGGGCUAGGAACGCUGGGGAGCUCCAGUCAGAUGUACCCUGCGUGCAGCCAGAUGCCCACCCAGCCUGCGCAGCUUGGCCCUGGGAAGCAGGACACACUCCCUUCCUGCUGGCAGCAGCUGUACAGCCCGUCCCCUUCAGCCAGCAGCCUGCUCAGCAUGCACCCGCACAACAGCUUCACAGCAGAAGUGCCUCAGCCUGGUGCUCAGGGCAGUAGCUCUGUCCCGGCUUUCCACGAUAACCCACUGAACUGGCCCGAUGAGAAGGAUUCCAGUUUUUACAGGAAUUUUGGCAGCACAAAUGGGAUGGGAGCAGCGAUGGUGUCAGCUGCAGACAUGCAGAGUGCUUCCAGUAGCAGCAUCGUCCACGCCGGUCACCAGGCCGGUGCCACUGCUGCGAGCAUCAUCAACAUGGAGACCAGUGACAUGAACUGCACCAGUCUCAACUUUGAAAAGUAUACUCAGGUGUUAAACGUAAGCAACCACAGGCAGCAGCUCCAUCAGGUGCCUGCAACAUGCCCACCUGUGGCAGCCCCUGGCAGCACUGCCUUCAGUUCACAACCAAAUUUAGCUGAUACAGCAGUUUACAGCAGCUUUCUAGACCAAGAAGUUUUAAGUGAUUCAAGACUAUCGACCAACCCUCUCCAGAACCAUCAGAACAGCCUCACCCUUACAGAUGACCAGUUCUACGACACCGAUGGUGUCCACACUGAUGAGCUCUAUCAGUCUUUCCAGUUAGACACCAACAUGCUACAAAGCUAUAACCAUUGAGCCAGCAGCAGGCUGAGGCAGGCACAUAGAGCUUUUCCAAGGAGUAACUCACCCUUCUGCUUUCUCUUUCAGAAUGCUACUGUGCAAACCUCAUGAUACAACUUAAAGUUAUACAUAUAUCGAUCAGCCCAACUGGUCGACUGGUGCCCAUGAAGAAGCAUUUGGGGUGCUGUAGCUUCAAAGCUCUUCUUAAACAUUUGUAUGGUGUUGGAAAAAGGAAUUACUAAUACUUAAAGCAUUGGGAAGAAAAGCUGAUAUCUUCAGAAGGGUCAGAUUUCCAAUAAUUCACAGGGUUAAUACUGUCUAAAAAUAAAACAUUUUGCUACAGAAAUUAAAUUAACAUUUCAGAAGGACAAACUAGGAAAAAACUGCACGUGGGCACUCUAGUUCAGACUCACCUAACAUAUUUUAUUCAUCUUGCUUGAAAGAUUUAGGGUUCUUACCCUCUUUCACAUAAAAUAUUUUUCUCCUAAAACAAAAUCAUGCAUUGAUUUUUUAUUUUUUUCUUCCAUGUUUCACCACAUUCCAUUUGCUUUCAAGGCAAAUUUACUCUAAAGAAAUUUAAUGACUAUGUCAUUGUUAGAUAUGUUUUAAAGACCGGAAGGUUUGAGUUUUUAAAUAGUCCAGCUCUGUUGUAAAUGCAUCACUGCACAGAAGAAUGAGCAGAAAGUAAGGACUUCUCUGCACUUCAUCCCGAGUGCACUAUUUUAAAUGACAAAUCCCUGUUGCUUUAGGAAUGGAGCAUGCUGUUAUUUCUCCGGAAUUUGUUUGGUGUGUGUGUGUGCGUAGCCACGAUGUGCAUUUUAUUUUGAACUACAGAAAUGCAGUCAAAGCACCUGCCCGUUCCUUCCUCAGACGGCCCAGCAGUUUCCUGCUAUGCAAGUGACUGCUGAAAGGCUCAGGUCUGGCUCCCUACCAGCCCUCAUGGGAAGAGGUGAAAUGCAGCCCACCCAAACGUGCUGUAUGAACAAUGCGAGGCCGUUCCAAUCAGUGUCAAUUAAAACAGCCUUCAGUCCGCGGUAUCGAGAACCAGAGCUUCCUCUCUUCUGCUAGCUUCCCAGUCUCCACUCCGAGGCCUGAGGCAUGAGAUGUCCAGUGGCACCUCGCGUAGCUAUCUGGCUAGGUAAGGCACUCAGGUCUGUGUUAGGGCUUUGCUAUUUUACUACUGAUGUACGAGGCAUCACAGCAAGAAAUAUAUCAGUGUAUUUAUUUAUACGGCUGGUUAUUGUGGCAGAUAGGGCUUAAGAACCUAAUUUUUACUGUUUGGCUAUCUAAAAGUGCACCAUGGAAAAAAGCAAUAAAUAGCACGCUUGGAUAUGUAGGGAACAGAAACCACAACCACAAGACAAAAAGCCACUUGAGAUGUACAGUCACACACCAGAUAGAAAGGAACUCCAAAAACCUCCAUGGUUUAAGGGAAAGCAGCAAUUACUCAGUGCAGUAAUUCACUGCAUGCAGAGCCAUGAGGUGCUGCAGCUGUAAGGCAUUACAUCAGUUUCACGGGUCUGACAGAAGGGGCUCUUCCACGGUGUACAAAUGAAGUCUGGAAAACUGCUCCCCGUCACCCCAUGUACCCAACUCCAAACUUACAGCAGUUUUUCUCACUCCUGCAACACACCUUUCCGGGAGCACGAAAGAGGUACAAAGAACGCUUGCAAUGUGUCAUUUAUUCAGUUCUUCCUUUUUAAGUUCUCAAUGUUUAAGUUUAUUGAAUGUAAACAUUUUCUUUAUAGAAUGCUCUUUAUAGCACAAUUUGUUUUUACAGUAUAAUUAAAUAUUUUCAAAAUUCUGUUUUCCUUUGUAAACAAGUUGGUUUGGUAAUUAAAGAACUGGUUAUACUGAGUCCUGAGCUUCUUCAGCCUUCUCAGCCUUGCAACACUACAAGACAUGUUAGAGAAGCCACACAGAGCUGCUGGGAUUUGGGUUGCUUGUCCUGGGUCUUCCUAGAGUAUUUUACGUUACAUUCACAACUGCUGCUGGCCACGGUGCAGUAAGGAAUCCUCAGCACUUGGCGGUUCUUUGUGGCACAGUAGCAUGACUGAUGGACAGGGAGGACAGAGGCACUCAUGUUCAGCCAAGGCUGUGCUACUGGCACAGCUUCGGGCAGCAGGGGUUUGCUUUGGGUGAGCAGCUACUUGGAGAAGUACAACAGCUUCAUCCAAGUCCUUCUGGUAUGAAGAAAUAUGAUAAGGAACACUGGCUCUUAGAUUUUAGCAUUUACACAUAAUCUGCUAGAAAACAUCUACUGUUUCAUGUUUACCACAAGAACAAAAUUAAAUCUUGCUCUUACUACUCUUAGGAAAUGUCCUACUGGAGUAUUCACAAGUAGGUAUUUUACAUUUGAAAACAAGAUGAAGUGUCUCUGAACUGUAACAGGAGCAGAAGUCCCAGUUAGCACCAUUUCCCCUUUGGGACACCUCUUCUAAUGUCUGUUUUGUCCAGCCUACGUGUGUUUCCAGUGUAUAGAACUGAUACACCAUUUGUGUCAAGAAUCACAGAAUCACAGAAUCACCCAGGUUGGAAGGGACCCCAAGGAUCAUGUAGUUCCAACCCCCCUGCCUAGCAGGGCCACCAAACAUACACAUUCAGAUCAGGUUGCCCAGGACCCCGUCCAACCUGGCCUUGAACACGUCCAACGACGGGGCAUCCACAACCUCCCUGGGCAGCCCGUUCCAGGGCCUAACCACUCUCCUAGUAAAGAACUUCCCCCUAACAUAGAAAUAACAGAAAUAACACAGUAGCCUGAAGUUUUCUUUUCCUUUUUUCCUGAAUAGUUUCUGAAGCUAUCCAUCGUUCACAACAGUUCCAUUCUGGGCAAAGAUUUAUGUAUGAGACAACUACUCCUAGGAUCAGUUCUCAUAACAGCCCUAUGACUGAAAUUGAGAGAAUCUUGCUGUCUGAAUCAUGGCUCAUUUUUGCAUUUAAAACAUGGGACCUUCUGAACAACUCCUAUGCUUUCUUAUGUCACUGUGGACUAGGAAAACAAACGAGGAAAGUUUUGACAGCCCAUGACAGAGUAUGUAAAAUUCAGGCUAAUUUUUCAAGACGAGUUUUUACAUGGGCCUUUUGAGCCUUCACCUGCAGUUACCACCUAGCUGUUCUGUGAGGUCCUGGCACCACUGACUUCACGGUAACAUCUCCGUAAUCUUUCACUGCUCCCACUGUUUUCCCUGAAAAAUAAUUAACCUUUAUUUCUGAAAUGUUCAUUAAUGAAGAGCCCUUAAAGUCCAAACCUUAAUUUCCUGAGUUUCUUGGUAUCCCUAUUUUUCUCUAGGAUUCCACCACACACUUUUGCCAGGAAUCCCCAGCCUGACGGUGACUCAGGGAAAUCCUAUGCUUGAAGAGGCCUGUAAUUCAGCUAAAGAGCUGCUGAGGAGCCAAACACCUGAAAUGGAGUUUCUACAAAACAUCACUGGUGUUUUUAAAUGAGAGACACUUGAUUUUAAGUGCAAAGUUCUUAUCUGGAAACUCUUCUUGCUUUGAAAAGUGCUGUGGGAAGCACAUCUGCCCAUCUCUGAAACCAACGCUGAUCAAAAAGCAGCUGGCACAGGGCAGAACACCUCCUUCAGGCACUGUCCUGUGGGCUUGGUUAACAGC
Messenger RNA from Lagopus muta (rock ptarmigan), 5537 nucleotides. It is a transcript of the gene REL, whose product is annotated as REL proto-oncogene, NF-kB subunit. Bases 144 to 1940 code for a protein of 598 amino acids. The record is from RefSeq and is a predicted model, not a curated record. The transcript is spliced from 10 exons. Gene Ontology annotation, biological process: inflammatory response; response to cytokine; canonical NF-kappaB signal transduction. Gene Ontology annotation, cellular component: cytoplasm. NCBI's taxonomy places the organism in Eukaryota, Metazoa, Chordata, Aves, Galliformes, Phasianidae. Gene Ontology annotation, molecular function: RNA polymerase II cis-regulatory region sequence-specific DNA binding; DNA-binding transcription factor activity, RNA polymerase II-specific.